GCCGAACGAUGACAUAUUCGCGGAACAGUUCAAGUUCUGUGACAGAAUGCCCGAGGAGCUGUGCAAGAGGAGCGACAUUAUUGCCAGCCCGUUCGACGAGCCAUCUGACUGGGUCAACAUCGCCGUUCCUCAGUAUCAAACGAUAGGCUUAUCUACCAUCAGGCAAAGGCUGCACAAGGGCGAAUGUGCUACUCCUAAGAACUUCCGAGAUGACUUCAAGCUGAUCAUCAGGAACGCGAUAACCUUCAACCCGCCGAUGAGCCCAGUUCACGAGGCAUGCUAGUAUUGCGCGACCUCGCAUCGAUCACCAAAGACAACGGAGACGACGAGAACGGCGUGUGGGCCAACCGCUAUCAAGGCCGCACCUACCGCGGAGAUCAGAAGUUCACCGCCCUCACGUUCAACAGCUGCUUCGACGGCCGCACAAUCUUCGGCCCUCGCACGAAGAUGGAGCAGUAUC
Molecule: messenger RNA, 460 nt
Organism: Laetiporus sulphureus 93-53
Lineage: Eukaryota; Fungi; Basidiomycota; Agaricomycetes; Polyporales; Laetiporaceae
Exons: 4
Coding region: 47-283 (78 amino acids)
Molecular function (GO): protein binding
Source: RefSeq, a predicted model, not a curated record